AUGAAGCUGGCUCUCGCUCUCAUCACCCUGGUUGGACUGGCCGCCGCCAAUCCAAGACCCCAACUUCCAACCCCCGACAUGCCUCCUCCACCUCUCUCAUCCCACGCUCCUCCAGAGACAGACGAUGAUCCCAAGCCUCCGCCUGCAACUUCAACAACUACUUCGACUUCCAAGGGUACUCCGCCUCCGGAGCCGACCAAAGCGCCGCCCACCCCAGACGGGCCCAUCUGCGAAUGCGGCUACACGUACUGCGCAUCGGUGUUGAUGGGCAUGAAAAAGCCGUGGUCUCAGAAGCAGCUGGGCGAGGCUUACUGCGACACGCCCAACGCCAGCUGCGACAACAACGUGCCGGCCACCAACAUCACGUCUGCCCUCUACAUCUGCCUCUGCGACGACCCCGACCAGGAGGUUGGCUCGCAUCUGGACCUUGUUUGCGGGUGUGACAAGUGCUUGAACAUUGGACCCGACUUCCGCGGCCGCUGCCAGACUCCGUGCCACGCUGGGAACUGCCAGAUGCAGAUGCAGCUGCAACUCGUCCAAUUCAUAUUCGUCAUCACAUCUUGGACCUCGGAUUCUCGCAUCUUCAAUCCCACCGGCAAAAUCCCCUCCUCAUUCAUCCCGCCCAAAUCCCCCCAACUCCAAUCUCAGCUCAUCCCACGCCCUGCUGGAAAUAAGCUCGUAUGUACGCUCGGCUGCAUCGGAUCCCGUCGAUUCGCAACCACAAACUCGACUUCCCUCGACACCCUCAGCGCUGUCACGCUGCAACCAUUUCUUCCCAAUCCGGCCUCCCGUUCGCGCGCGAAUGCACUCGCCCUUCCCCAGCUUUUAGCGCCGAUAGGUCCCCCGCAGUGGGGGAUCUUUAGCGGCCCCCUUCUGCUUGUGCGGAACCUACGGAGCGCUUCUGGUUGCUGCUCGCUGCUCGCAUGGGCUCUGGUAGCUGCUGUUUGCAUUAUCAAGGCGUCAGCCCAUGUGAACCCGUAUAAACGGAUCGACCUGAUCUUCGAACCUAGACAAACUCGCGUGUGGCUUGUGGAAAUCGCCUCAGAUGAGGGUCGUUUCGUGAUGGCGUCCUCUUUGCUUCGCCCCCUGGCCACCGAGCUCUACUUGUCGCCAUCCACUGCCUCUUCGUCGCGGUUUCUGCGCUCCCGAAUUCAAAAUGUUAAGCCACUGCUAAACUGCCGCCGUCAAUGGCAUGCCUCUGCCGGGGUUACACGACAGACUGCCAUUGUCGCUGCGGCCCCCAAGUCUCUGGCGCUGGUUCGCCAUGGGUCUCCGGUCGCACGAGCGCCCGUCCUACUGCCAAAGCUGUAUUCGACGGAAGCCGCUGCUCCUGUGCCACCAACGACUCCCUACAGUCAGCUCACCGUGGGUGUGCCGAGGGAAACCUUUCCGGGGGAGCGUCGAGUCGCAUUGACUCCGACCAAUGUGGCUCUCCUCUUGAAAAAGGGUUACUCCAAGGUCCUGGUUGAGCGAGGGGCUGGUGCUGAAGCUGAUUUCCUGGAUGAUGCCUAUGAAAAAGCUGGCGCCACUCUUGUCGACUCCGCGAAUGGCAUCUGGUCUGCUGCCGAUAUCGUGCUCAAAGUUCGAGGACCUUCCGACGCCGAAGUUGGAGCCAUUAAGGAAAACCAGACAAUCUAUUCGUUUCUUCAGCCUGGUCAGAACAAAGAUCUCGUCGCAAAGAUUGCUGCUAGGAAGGCGACUUACUUUGCAAUGGAAAUGGUGCCUCGUAUCUCGCGUGCUCAAGUCUUUGAUGCCCUCAGCAGCAUGGCAAACAUUGCCGGCUACAAGGCUGUCUUGGAGGCGUCCAACGUGUUUGGCAGAUUUCUCACUGGCCAAGUCACGGCUGCUGGCAAGAUCCCGCCGUGCAAAGUCUUGGUCAUUGGAGCUGGUGUGGCUGGUCUUAGUGCAAUUGCAACUGCUCGUCGCAUGGGUGCCAUUGUCCGCGGAUUCGAUACUCGUCCCGCUGUUAGAGAGCAGAUUGAAUCUCUAGGCGCGGAAUUCAUCGAGGUUGACAUGCAAGAAGAUGGCUCUGGUGCCGGAGGCUACGCCAAAGAGAUGAGCAAAGAAUUCAUCGAAGCCGAAAUGAGACUCUUCAAAGAACAAGCCAAGGAGGUGGACAUCAUCAUCACCACAGCCCUGAUUCCCGGAAGACCUGCCCCAAAGCUGAUUAAAAUGGAUAUGCUCGAAGUCAUGAAACCCGGAAGCGUUAUUGUAGAUCUCGCCGCCGAGGCUGGUGGCAACUGCGAGGCUACUCAAGCUGGCAAAAUGAUUACUUACAACGAUGUCAAAGUUAUUGGAUACACUGAUCUCCCGUCUCGUCUGCCGACCCAAUCGUCCACCCUCUACUCGAACAACAUCACCAAGCUCUUGCUGUCAAUGGCACCCAAGGACAAGGAGUUUGGAAUUGACCUGUCCGACGAGGUUGUCAGAGGCGCCAUUGUCAUGCAAAAAGGAGAGAUUCUUCCGCCCGCCCCCCGUCCAGCUCCUCCUCCGGCACCGGCUAAGCCUGCAGCUGCGGUCGUAGUUGAACCCGUAGAGCUCACCCCCUGGCAGAAAAAGACUCGAGAAGUGGCCACCGUGACUGUUGGAAUGACAGGCGUGCUGGCUCUUGGAAAGUUUACUGGUCCUCUGUUCAUGUCGAAUGCCUUUACAUUUGCCCUGGCUAGUCUAAUUGGUUACCGUGUUGUUUGGGGCGUGGCACCGGCGCUGCACUCUCCAUUGAUGAGCGUAACGAAUGCGAUUUCUGGCAUGGUCGGUGUUGGUGGUCUCUUCAUCCUUGGUGGAGGCUUUUUGCCCGAGACGAUUCCUCAAUCACUGGGAGCCCUCAGUGUGCUGCUUGCCUUUGUCAAUGUUGGUGGUGGUUUUGUCAUCACCAAGCGAAUGCUCGACAUGUUUAAGCGCAAGUUCUUCGCUCUUAGUAAGACUGAUCCUCCGGAAUACCCAUGGCUUUACGCUGUCCCAGCCGCCUUAUUUGGUGGUGGCUACAUUGCCGCCUUGUCCACCGGAGCCGCUGGUCUCGUCCAGGCUGGAUAUCUCAUCAGUUCUGUUCUCUGCAUCGGAUCUCUCACAGGUUUGGCUUCUCAAACGACCGCUCGAAUGGGUAACAUGCUCGGUAUUCUCGGUGUGGGCUCCGGUGUGUUGGCCAGUCUGGCUGCCGUGGGAUUCUCCCCGGAGGUCUUGACUCAAUUCACCGGACUUGCUGCUGUUGGAGCCAUUGCGGGUAUGCUGAUUGGAAGAAGAAUCACACCUACUGACCUCCCUCAAACCGUCGCCGCUUUGCACUCCGUUGUUGGUCUGGCUGCCGUGCUAACCAGCAUUGGAAGCGUCAUGGCGGACGUUUCAGAUCUUUCAACUCUGCACAUGGUAUCUGCCUACCUUGGUGUCCUAAUCGGUGGUGUUACUUUUACUGGGUCCAUUGUUGCGUUCCUCAAGCUGGCAGGUCGCAUGGGUUCUCGACCAAAGAUUCUCCCUGGCCGACACAUUAUCAACUCUGGAUUGCUGGCAACCAAUGCUGCCACUAUGGGCGCUUUUCUCACCAUGGCUCCCGGUGCUCCCAUGAUUGCUGCUGGAGCGUUGGCAGCCAAUACGGUUCUGAGUUUCAUCAAGGGGUACACGACAACCGCCGCAAUUGGAGGCGCUGACAUGCCCGUUGUCAUCACCGUGUUGAACGCCUACAGUGGUUUUGCCUUGGUAGCAGAAGGAUUCAUGCUGGACAACCCUCUUUUGACCUCUGUGGGAGCCCUGAUAGGCGUUUCUGGUUCCAUUCUAUCGUACAUCAUGUGCGUUGCCAUGAACCGGUCUUUGACCAAUGUCUUGUUCGGGGGCCUAUCAACACCAACGACGGCCCUAGAGUACAAGCCAGAAGGCCAAGCGACCGAAACGUCCGUGGAAGAUGUUGCGGAACAACUGGUCAAUGUCGAAUCCGUCAUUAUAAUUGUAGGAUACGGAAUGGCUGUUGCAAAGGCACAGUAUGCGCUCUCAAGCAUUGUCCAAUCGCUUCGAUCCAAGGGCAUCACUGUGCGCUUCGCCAUCCACCCCGUUGCUGGCCGCAUGCCUGGGCAGUGCAACGUGCUUCUUGCGGAAGCGAGUGUCCCGUAUGACAUUGUCCUGGAAAUGGACGAGAUCAACGACGACUUUCCGGAGACCGACUUGGCCCUUGUGAUUGGCGCCAAUGACACGGUCAAUCCGAUUGCCAUGGAAAAGGGCAGCUCCAUUGAAGGAAUGCCCGUUUUGCAUGCUUGGAAGGCUAAGCAGGUUGUGGUAAUGAAGAGAAGCUUGGCGAGCGGCUACGCUGAUGUGCCGAACCCAAUGUUCUACAUGCCCAACACCAAGAUGUUGUUUGGUGAUGCCAAGGUUUCCUGCGAUGCGAUUAAAUCAGCUGUAGAAGGGAAGCUGUAG
This is a messenger RNA of Trichoderma aggressivum f. europaeum, 4398 nucleotides long. RefSeq lists its product as uncharacterized. Gene Ontology annotation, molecular function: NADP binding. The record is from RefSeq and is a predicted model, not a curated record. Lineage: Eukaryota; Fungi; Ascomycota; Sordariomycetes; Hypocreales; Hypocreaceae. Gene Ontology annotation, cellular component: mitochondrial inner membrane. The transcript has 11 exons. Gene Ontology annotation, biological process: NADPH regeneration; proton transmembrane transport. The coding region runs from base 1 to 4398 and encodes 1465 amino acids.